This is a messenger RNA of Linepithema humile (Argentine ant), 3248 nucleotides long. NCBI's taxonomy places the organism in Eukaryota, Metazoa, Arthropoda, Insecta, Hymenoptera, Formicidae. The record is from RefSeq and is a predicted model, not a curated record.
UCCGUGUAAUUUAAAUUACAUUAAAGACGAAAAGUCAACAAUAUACUACAUUUUGUUUUCAACACUGCUCAAGACAUAUAAUUGCGAAACUUGGAUUGAAUAUUUUAUACAUAGAUAUUUAUUAUUUGACAUUAAUAAAAUUGUGUUACAUUUUCCAAAAAUUGUUCUCAUAACAAUUGCAGAUGUUUACUUACGAGGCACACGGAUACAUUUAAAAAUUCCGCUUGUAAGCAAGCGUGCAGAAGCGCCGAGUGAGAGAAGCGCGAAAACUCUUACAGUGGAAAUAUCUCGUUGGAAGGGAAACGAAAUGUCUGUAUAGCAGACGAUACGCUUAAUCGCAACGAAAAAAGGAUACUACAGCAUGUAGUUUAAUACCAAGAAUCAUCGAAUGAGUUUAAUGCUGGAGCCGGAGUGCAACAUGAAUCUAUACCGCACAAUAAUCUGACUGGACUCUGCUUUGAUAUAUAUUGUUGAUUUGCGCACAAAUGCCAGGAUGCUAGACAAUGCUGCUAAUAUGGAACUGAAUAAUGUGGGAAGCAACAAAAGUUCCGUACAUCUCGCAUUAUCGUUCAAAAAGUUGUGUCUGGCAACAGUUGGCUUACCACUUGUAUCGCUGUUGUUCUGCUUCACUACAGCAUAUAUAUUUCAACAGGAUGAUAUUCACGAAACUCACUGUAGGGUCUAUAAUAUUCUUCCAUCGAUCUCAGCCAUCACUGGGGUAUCUCCUCAGAGAUAUCUAUGGCGUAUUAGUAUAGCAUUACAUAUUGGCCCUAGAUUGGUGAUCGCCAACGUUUAUCAUUCAUAUUAUCACAAAAUACUUAAAAACAUUGAAGAUGUGCCUAUAAAAAUUACAGGGAGCAGGCUCCUAAACUUAUGUUAUUGGCUAAACAUUGCUGAGAUAGCAGCUUUGUGUGGUGUCACAUACAUUUCUAACAGAGAAAAUUAUGCGGUGCACGAAAAAAUUUUCAUAGUGUUCAUGAUUAGUUCACUCACAUAUAUGCUGACCGCCGUAAGAUUAGGUCGCCUAAUAACUCCAAAUGCACAAAGUCUUCAGUACAAACAGGCGCUCUUUAUGAUGAGUCUUGUUAGUACAAUUGGUCUUAUUAUAUUCUUCUUGAAACAUCGACUGCUGUGUCACGAUUUAGCAUUUAGUUGGUUCUCGCUAUGUGAAUACCUGAUAGCUUUUGCAAACAUGGGCUUUCACAUCAUGGUGGUUUUGGACUUUCCAAAAGAACAACUGGUCGUAGGUCACGAUUUACCUGCCGCAAAAAUAGAUUAACCUUUUAGGAUAAUUCGUCAUUCUCAUCGUUAUAUUAAAGUGCCUAUUGCCUCUAUGUGGAAGCGCUGUAAAUCAUGGUUUUUAAAAGGUAAAAGUUUGGUGGAACGCUGUAAAUCAUGGUUUUUAAAAGGUAAAAGUUUGGUGCAAUACAUAAUACUCUGUUUUACUAUCGUCUUAGUUUUGUGAUAUUUAUAAGAUUGUGUUCUAUUGUUGAGAUUAAUAUAAUUUGCUUCCUGUGUAUGUAAAAGAGUAACUCAGUUUAUUUUUUUAUUUUUUAUUUUUAAAUUCUCUUGUGAUAUAUAAUAAGUACGUCUGAGUACGUCUGAGUGUACAGGGAUAUGAUUUGAGAAAAAUGAAAUGGAAAAUCUAGCGCUUCCAAAGUACGGCACUGGUUACUUUCGAAGCGAUGAACUAUAUAUAACGGCCUUUUAAUAUCGUGCGAUUAGCGAUACUGAGUAUGUAGUAAACGAUAGUUAAAAAUAAGUAUCCUACAUACAAACAGCAUUUAAUGUUAUUAUAAAUCGGAUGUUAUUACCGCGUUAUAUGAGAUUACUUGUAAAGACUUUUAAGCCUUUUUUAUAGAGACUUUUGCAAAGUGAGAAUUCUAGUCGAACUUGUUAAUUCUAGUCGCAAUAUCUUUAAUCCGCUUUACAAUAUUCUUAUGUUAUAAAUUGAAGUUAGAUUGUAGGAUGCAUACAUAUGUCAAAUGAAUUUUGGGAUAUAAUCGUACAUUCAUCAAAUGUGAAACACUUGUAACUUUAAAUUAUUGCAAAAACAUUGUACAGUUAUGUCUUGUUGGCAAACAUGAAAAUAGAAACCGUUCGUAGGUUAUUCAUGCAUCUUAUACAAGAUUGGUUUAUCUUAUAUAGCUUCUAAGAUAAUAAAAUCAUUAAUAUUUAUGUACCAGUUAAUAUUUCGAGCCGUUCGGUUCGGUAUUAUUCUAUCGUAAGCGUGAAAUCGCUCCUAUGUUUGUAUGUAGUAUAUGAUAAAACCGUUUACACAUAAGCUAUUUGUGCUUCAGACGAGAAACAAACGAGAAUUUCACUUAUAAAAUUCGAUAAAAACCUUUUUUAACAUUUUUCUUACAAACUCACGUGAGAUAUUUAGAUAUUGAUUUUAUCUUGAAUGGACUGAUCUGAAUGCACUAUGUCUUUACAUAUCUUUGCGUAUAUUUAUUUAGCGAAUACUAUAUACUUCAAAUGUCAGUAUUUCGAUAAUUGCUAUAUGUAUUACAAAUUAGGUAUUAGUUAUAUAGUAUUCGCCAUUACACCACGCAAAAUAUGUAAAGGCAUAGUGCAUUCAGCAUAUUCAAGGUAAAAUUAGUACAUAAAUAUCUUAUGUGAGUUUGUAAGAAAAAUGUUUAAAAAAAUUUUUAUCAAAUUUUGUGGCUGAAAUUCUUUUUUUAUCUUUCGUUUGAAGCACAAAUAGCUUAUAUGUACACGGUUUUCAAAAAGCUUUAAUAGUAGAGCUAAGUAGUAACAAUAUUUUCAAUUCGGAAUGUUUUUGAAUUAAUGCUAUAAGAUGCUUUAUAAUUUUAUAGCUUUUAUCGGUGAUUAUUCUGAGAAUAAUAUAAUGAUGAAUAAUGGAUGUUAGAAUUGAUUUUUAACAAUGUUAGUCAUUUUUGGUAAAAUGUUUGACAAAAUUUUACAAAGCAUAUAUAUAAUUUUUACUCGAAAUGUUAUUAAAAAUUGUGCAAUAAAAUUUUUGCGAAGUGAGUUCCGGAAAUCCGGUGCAUGCUUUUAAGAAAGUUUCAUAUAUGUGGGAAUAGGCUCGCAAAAUUCACAUGGAAGGAUAGCAGUUUGUUCAGGGACUUUAUAAAAUUCUUCUUACAGAAUAUUCCUUGAUAUUACACCAAUAAAUAAUGUUUAUUACAUGUGUGUUUGUAAUAAGCAGAUGGUAUGUUAUCGCUAUAUUUUUUAGGAUUUUGUUGUAGAUGCCGAUAGUCUCUGUGUGAUUCUCUAAAUGAUAA